Molecule: messenger RNA, 2622 nt
Organism: Etheostoma spectabile (orangethroat darter)
Lineage: Eukaryota; Metazoa; Chordata; Actinopteri; Perciformes; Percidae
Gene: rtkna
Product: rhotekin a
Exons: 11
Coding region: 1-2094 (697 amino acids)
Biological process (GO): signal transduction; actomyosin contractile ring assembly; septin ring organization
Cellular component (GO): actomyosin contractile ring
Source: RefSeq, a predicted model, not a curated record
AUGUUUUGCCGUAAUCAAACAGCGCGAGCGACCGUGGCCCGCGGCUCGGCUCUUGAAAUGGAGAUACGGCGAGGGAAGUUCAGAAAGAGCGUUUUCCUGGACACAUCACAGGACAGCGAUAUCCAGAAGAAGAUUGACCAUGAGAUCCGGAUGCGUGAUGGGGCCUGCAAGCUGCUGGCUGCCUGCUCCCAGAAAGACCAGGCGUUGGAGGCGGCAAAGAGCCUGCAGACCUGCAGCACUCGUAUCAUGGCCUACAUGUCAGAGCUGCAGAGGAUGAAGGAGGCACAGGUCAUGCAGAAGGUGACACGGAGGUCUUCAGACGCAGGGCCCAUGGACAACAGACUCCCGUGCAAAGGAAAAGUCGCCAUCUCAGAUCUGCGGAUCCCUCUCAUGUGGAAAGACACAGAGUACUUCAAAAACAAAGGAGAGCUUCAUCGGUGUGCCGUGUUCUGCCUGCUGCAGCUGGGAGGAGAGAUCUUCGACACAGACAUGGUGAUAGUGGACAGGACACUUACAGACAUUUGCUUUGACAACACCAUCGUAUUUAAUGACGCCAGCCCGGGGUUUGAGCUGCGUGUUGAGCUGUACAGCUGCUGCUCAGAGGACGACUACUCUGCAGGGAGCACGCCGAGGAAACUAGCCAGUAAACUGAGCUCGUCGCUGGGGCGAUCGGCUGGGAAGAAGUUCCGGGCAGCAAUGGAGCCUGGGCCAUGUAGUCCUGUUAGCAACGGAGGCGCAGCUCCUCUUUUGUUGCCAGUUCCCUCUGUACCGGGCCCUAAGUACCACCUCUUAGCUCAUACCACCCUGUCGCUGUCCCACGUCCAGGACAGCUUUCGCACACAUGACCUCACCAUCUCAGGCAACGAGGAGUGCUCAUAUUGGCUGCCGCUUUAUGGCAGUAUGUGUAGCCGCCUCGCAGCUCAGCCUCACUGUAUGACCCAGCAGAUGAUGAGUGGAUGUUUGAAAGUUAAGCAGUUGGGCGGUGACCCUCAGAGUUGGACAACAGUGCACGGCGCUCUAAAAGGAACCAGCCUUUUCUGUUACCACCGGCAAGAAGACGUGGAGGCUAACGUCGAGCCAGCUUUCACUAUUGCCAUCAACAAGGAGACCAGAAUACGUGCGUCAGAGAAAGACCCUCAAAGUAAAGUUCAGAAUAUCUGCAUCAGUAACCAGUACGGAGGAGAGGAGGUCACACACACCCUGACAACAGACAGCAGGGACGACACACACCGGUGGAUGGAGGCCUUUUGGCAACAUUUCUAUGACAUGAGCCAAUGGAAACAGUGCUGUGAUGACUUAAUGAAAAUUGAACUGCCAUCGCCAAGGAAACCGGCCCCUGCCACACCAAAACAGGGCUCACUUUAUCACGAAAUGGUUAUUGAGUCGUCUGACGACCUCAGCAGCACCGUGUCAGACAUCCUGGCUCGGAGGAUGCAGGAGCUGGAGCUCCGCAGCCAGCUGGGCACCUCUCCCACCUGGAUGUCUGUGUUUGAGGAGAACAACCCCAUAAGCGCUGGCCGCCCCCGUCCCUGUACUUCUCGCCUUUCUGGCCACAGCCCCUGCACCCCUCAUCGCCUGCCCCGGAGCCCUGUGAGCCCCCACCGUUGCCCACAGCUGAGUCUGCUGUCCUCAGAUGCGAGCCUGACCUCGGACAGCGACAGCCACUGCAGCACCAGUCCCUGCUCUCACCGCCAUGGCUGGCCCGACCCUUCUUCAAUCUUCCCUCUUUUGUCGUCUUCCCCGUCCCGUCUGAGGCCACGCACCCUGUCGCUGGAUGCUAAGCUGAGCACCCUUCGAGGUAGAGGGUACGGAGGAGGAGGAGGGGCAUUCCAGUGCCACUGCCAGCCUCCUGCCUCCUCGCUGCUCGCCCCGCUCCCCGUCUCCUCUCGUUCGCCUCGAUCACAGCGCAUCACACAGACCACGCUCUCCUGCUCCAGCUCCACCUCCAGCAACAGCUCCAGCACCAGCGAGGGCAGCCACAGCCCCGAGUCGUCUGAGGGAGCCCCCUUCUCAAGGCCCUCCCCGGCUCGACGCAGCCUCAGGAACCUCAGGGCCAGGCUUGAUCCUCGCAACUGGCUCCAGAGUCAGGUGUGAACUCGCCCUGCCUGACAGACAUUUAACGCUGGCCUAAAGGCAACCGGGCUCAUUAAACCAUGGUUUACCUGGUGUGAACCAACCUCAGGCAGUCUACUAGGCCACAUGCACAGCCGCUGAGGAGGUUAUGCUGCCUCUUGCCUGCCUCCUGAUGGAGGAUGAAUCAUGAAAGACCCUCCUGGGGCAAAACUGGAAUGUCUAGUAACACAAAGGACAGGGUGACAAUCAAUGCAUUUUGCCGGGUUGCCACAAUUUUGAAGAUGGUCCAAAACUAUCCAAAACUUGCUUUGAGAAAUAGACUGUGGUCAUGCUGCUUGGGAGACAGUGAUGCUAAGAGCUAAGGACUUGCUCCAAUAAACACGCCACACUGGGCGCACUGUCCGUCCUUGGGCUCUAAUUAGAACUGGACCAUUUUUUUGUUUUGUCCUCUGCAUCAGCCAUCACGGCCACUCAUACAACAUUUCAAAAUCAUCUCUAUUAAUGCACUAACAGUGUUUUUGACUGGAUGCUUCCUAUCUGUAUUGUAUU